GCAGCCGGACAGCCACCGGCACGUCCGAGGAGACACCCAGACGAGUAGUGACAUUAUUUACAAGAGAGUUGGUGUCCCUGCACCCACGAGUCACUAUUCCUGUCAACCGACAAUCAUCCAGGGUCCUUCUGUUACAUCGAGUUGCCAUUUUGUUCAACUCACAACAAAUGUUUACCUUGUGCUUUAGAAAUUAGGUUAAAUCUACACAUUUACAGGAGACACAGUGGGAUUUAUGUUUUGCAUGAAAGAAAAAUGUUUUAGACGUCUUUCUCUGCAGAAUAUCGAAAUGCUACAUGUGUAGUUAGUGUUUUGACCAAUCAGUUGUAGAGCCUCGGUAGAGGGGUAUAAAUGUGAGGCGGUUGCCGUAGAAACGUGCCACUGAAGAGUUGAACGCAAGAGCCCGUGAUAAUCGUAAGGUAAUUCUAGCGCGGUCAUUCGUAGUAAAUGCCAUAUUUACCAAACGUGAAUUAAUGUUAUGGUAACUUGUGUUGUCCUGCUAAUGACUGAACAAUUUGCGACAGUUGUCAUAAGUUGGAAAGGAGCCCACGAGGUUAAACGACUACAUCCUAACAGCUAACGCUAGCUAAACGUUAGCUGCGGUAGCUAAGCUAGAUGCUUCCUAACAGGUGUUGAAUGAAGCUGCUCUCGAUGGACCGCUUCCUAACAGGUGUUGAAUGAAGCUGCUCUCGAUGGACCGUAUCGCCCUGUUUGUGGGGGGAAAAAAACAGAUCUGUACAUAAGAUAACAAUGUGAAAAUACCUCGUUAGUGCAGUGUCGGCUGUCAGUUAGGUCGCCUGGAAACGAUAGUACAUGUAUUCAAUGUCCUCAAUAUUUAUUGGCAGCUAGCUAAUAUGACUAUUUAUGCCACGAAAGCGUCAUUCACAACAUUUAUUGGCCGGGAUUACAUCUACACCUUUCAAAUAGAGUACUAUAGCUAGCUCCCCUAGCUUCUCGUUUUCCCUGAUAACUUGCUCUGGAGGUUAGCUGAGAUGGUAGCUAACCGGUGGGCGUGGUGGCUUCACGUAUUGCCCUGAUCACUGUCAACAGCGCAGCCAUGCUUUCUGCUCAACACCACACAUUGCAUCUGAAAACUACUAUAAGUUAAAGCCUUAUAUAUUAAACCAAGCCUGCAACACCUUACUGAAUCUAAUUUUAACAGUAGGUAAAGGUAAUGUUUAGCUAAAUGGUAAUAAUAAUGAUUUAAAAUGCAUAGUCUUUUGUCGGGUAGGCCUACUCAAAAAUCUGCGAUGAAGUUAAUGAUUUUUGUGUGGUGAAACUUUCUAAAUUAUUUAAUUAUUAAUUCAAUAUUCCUGAUGUUUAUUUUUUUAAGAGUGGAAAAGAUCUGAAAAAAACGUGAAAAUAUGAAAAUAACUGGUAUUUUGGACAAAACAUUUUGAAAAGAUGAACUGUGACAACCCUGUUUAUGGAAAUGUCUAUCGAUCAAAAGUGAUUCCAUAACCUGUUACUGUUUCACUUAUUGACAUACUCAAAAGUGCUUUGGAAACAUGGUCUUGUUAAAGGCUCCUGAGCCCCCACUUGUCUCUUCUGAUGGUGUUGCUAUCCAUUCAACUAGCAUUUUAUAUAUAGGCUUCUGCUGGUGAUUUAUUAUUUAUUAUUAUUUGUGAACAUCCAGUCAACUGACUAAUUUGUUCAGAUAAACAAAUCAGAGAAUUGAUGAUACUGCAAUCUCGUUGGUGUUGCUUAUUUGACAUUACCCCAGCCUUGCUGUGUCUUUAUAAGGAAGCAAUAUUGAGCAUACUGCAAUCAAGCUAUUUAUUUUCAGUAUACUAUGCUGGAGACGUUGGGAUGAGUGCUGAGACUUCAAACUUCUGAACUUCUUGGCAUCCUAUGUUUUUGUUCUCACUAUCAUUUAAUCUACAAGAAGGCCUUUUGGGAUCGUUGUUUGCUGUUUCAAGACACACGUGCAGGAAAACGUGUGAUGAACACCAAAUUGCUGCAAAACAUUCAACAUACUCUUCAUGGCCUUCAGAGUCUCUCCCACUGUGAACGGAAACCCCCCUCCCCCGGAGGUCAUAAACCCUAAGAACCCUGGACGUGACACCAACCAGCUGCAGUACCUGGAGAAGGUGGUGAUCAAGGCCUUAUGGAAGCAUAACUUCUCAUGGCCCUUUCGCCAGCCUGUGGAUGCUGUGGCACUGGGUCUGCCGGAUUAUUAUACAAUCAUCACAAAGCCUAUGGAUCUGACCACUAUAGAAAAGCGUCUCCAGAACAAAUACUACUGUGGAGCACUUGACUGUGUACAAGACUUCAACAACAUGUUCACCAACUGCUAUAUGUACAAUCGGCCUGGAGAUGACAUUGUUUUGAUGGCACAGACCCUAGAAAAGCUUUUUCUGCAGAAACUGUCCGACAUGCCUAAAGAAGCGUUUGAACUUACAGCAAACAAUACAAAGGAACCAGUGAAGGGGAGGAAGACACAUACAGCUCAUGCAGGUUCAGUAAAGCACAGAUCCCUUAUGUCAGAAGUUGUUCUCCAGCAGACUGUGACAGUCAUUCCAACUGAUGUGCCUAAAUGUAUCCCACCCAACCAGCUCUCUCUACAAAUUGAUCCCACAGUAAAAAAAGGUUUUAAAAGGAAAGCAGAUCCCACAUCCUCCACCACCUCCGUCAUCUGCCGCAGGGAGGAAUCCCUCUCUGAGAAACAUUCAGCACCGUGUGCGUUAUUGUCCAGGAGAGGCAGUGGAAGGCCCAUCAAACCUCCUCUGAAGAAAGACUUACCUACCUGUGAGAGCAAGGUGCGCCUGUCUGAGCAGCUGAGGUUCUGUAACGACAUGCUGAAGGAGAUGCUGUCCAAGAGACACUAUGCCUACGCCUGGCCCUUUUACACUCCUGUUGAUGCUGUGUCUCUGGGCCUGCAUGACUACCAUGACAUCAUCAAGCAGCCUAUGGACCUUGGCAAGAUCAGGAAAAAGAUGGAUCAAAGGGAGUAUGAAAAGGCAAAGGAAUUUGCCGCUGAUGUACGUCUGAUGUUCUCCAACUGUUACAAAUACAAUCCACCGUCACACGAGGUGGUUUACAUGGCAAGAAAACUGCAGGACGUCUUUGAGGCCCGAUAUCUGAAGGUUCCCGAAGGAGUAGAUGUUUGUCCCAUACCUCGUCAGCAACUCGACAAAGGAAAGGCAGAGCGAGUUGGAAGUGUGUCAACAUCAGCCAGCUCUGAAAGCGACAGCUCCUCAGAGGCAGAGAGUUCCUCAGGAGAGGUGUCGGUUCAGCUGGCCAAUCUAGAGGAGCAGUUGGAAGCUGUCCGCGAUGAGCUGAAGAGACUUGCCCAAGAGCCUGUGAUGAAACAUAAGAAGAAAGCAAAGUUGAAAAAAGAAAAAAAAGCUAAAGAAAAGGAUAUCGCUAGAUUAAAGCACAUAUCCUCGAAAUACAAAUCUAUGGUAGAAAAACUGGCCAACCGCAAAAGCUCUACUUUGCACGGCAACAGACACAAUAUUCAUGGGGUACCUUUAACGUGUGAGGAUGAGGUCCCAUCAAUUCCAGUGACUUACCAGGAGAAGAGGCAGCUGAAAUCGGACGUCGACAAGCUGCCUGGUGACAAACUGGGCAAGUUGGUGAAGAUCAUCCAUGCCAGGGAGAACUGCCUGCAAGACUCUUCUCUGGAGGAGAUUGAAGUUGACUUUGAAAUGCUCAAGCCUUCCACGCUGAGGGCCCUGCAGAGGUUUGUUGCAGCGUGUCUGAGGAAGGUCAACAAGAAAGCUUGUAAAACGAAGCUGGUCACAGGAGGAAUGCAGAGCGGGAAACUAAAGAAUGCCUGUACAUCUCAGGUUGCCAGUAAAGAGCAGCACUUCAUUAAGAAUAAACAGCAACCGCCUAAAGUCAUGGCAGUGCCUGACCCCGGCUGGCUCCCACGCCUCAGUGCGAGCAGCAGCUCAGGCAGCAGCAGCAGUGAUUCCAGCUCUAACAGUGAUGGCAGUGUCCUCGAUACAGUGCCAAAAACAAAGAAGCAGAAAAGUAAAGACUCUUGCCAAAAGGUUAAGACGGAGGUAACUCGUACUGCCUGUGGCAAGCAGUUAUCGCUGAUGAAAGAUUUGACAAAAGCCUCUUUGAAGACCUGCCAGCCUCCUCGUGCUGGGCAGUCCGCCAAAGCAGAAACCAAAGGCCACCCAACAUACAAUAAUAAAGAUUGGACCUUUGACAAGAUGACUUUAUCACCUCCAGAUUUGUCUGCCCUCUUAUCUCCCAUGGCGUCUCCAGGAGUGUUGCUGGACUGGACUGCAGCCAGAUUUGAGCCCGGCCCAGUGCUGUCCCCUCUGGCAGCCAGUCCGCUGCAUCCCAGGGAGGACACCAGGUCCAAUUUCAGAUACGCUGAGGAUUUGCCUGCUCAGCUGAUUAAUGUGCCUUACACCAACACAGCAAGUAAAUCUGCUGAAGAGGGGAAAAAAGAAAUUCCCCAAAAGGACAUUGUUCUGAAAAAUGCUGAGUCAUGGGCAAAACUGGUGAGGCAGUCAAUAACUGCAACUGCUAUCAAGUCAUCCAAGGAGAGCUUCAAACAGUUCCGUAAGGUCGCUCAAAAAAAGGAAGAACUUGAAAAAGCCCUGAAGAAGAAACAGACGGAAGACAACAAGGAGAGGGAGGCUCCUGAGAAGAGCAGCUUACCAGGCCCUUGUGAAGCAGACACUAAUCUACAGCCUAUUGGGGAGGAUCCUGAAUCACCCGAGAGCGUUUGUAGAGAAACUCUAGACGCUAUUAAGGAUGUUGAGCUGCAAAAGUCUCCUGUGGAAACACAACCUCUAAGCACACAGUCCACGGUGGAUAUGAGGAGAGAGAUGGCCCGCAGGAAGGAGCAAGAACGACGCAGGCGAGAGGCUAUGUCUGGUAUAGACAUGUCUCUGCAGCGGGACAUCAUGACUUCAUUUGAGCUCGCCCUGGACUAAAGAAACUACUUGGAAAAGAUAUCCCUCUGUGCCAAACUGAGCAUCGUCUCAGUGAAUAACUCGAGCUGCUGCUUCUAGAAUAGACAAAAAGAGUUAUUGUGGAAAAAAAACAUUGAACAAAUAUAAAUGGGCCCUGAAAUGUUGCACUGACACACUGCACUGUUGGAUUUGAGAGGAUUGGGGUGAGGCACGGUCAAACCUAAAGCUGAUCUUUUGUGCAAGUGUAUCUGUUCUUUUCUCCUUUGUGUGAAAGUUGUGUAUGACAAGCUAUUUCGUGCAUAUACUGUAGUUGAAUCGUCACAUUGUCUUGUUUGCUGAGAAAUGGCAGUGUUGUUAAGUUAUGUUUGUUAAAUGAUCCCAUCUGAUCAACCACCAUCUUUCACUUCAUCCUGACCGAACACUGUUAUAUGUUGAUGUUACAUGCACACGUGACUUUAUUUCCUUGCACAAAAGUACAUUUUGACCCAAGGUUGGUAGGUCCUUGUCAAUGUUUCCAAUGUGGAAUAGAAGUUAAUAAUCUCAGUUCCUUCGCUGUACUACUUGAAAAUGCCAUAUAUUGUGUUAACCGAACCACACACUGCACUUUAUUGUUCAUACAGUUCUCACUGUUCCAAAGCUGCUUUUGGAGAUUAUCGACAUGUUCUAUAUGUUACAGUUUGUAUAAGCUAAAUAAACAAGAAAUAAUUUCUUCUU
Messenger RNA from Gymnodraco acuticeps, 5591 nucleotides. RefSeq names its product bromodomain, testis-specific (gene brdt). Gene Ontology annotation, cellular component: nucleus; chromatin. The transcript has 20 exons. Gene Ontology annotation, biological process: chromatin remodeling; positive regulation of transcription elongation by RNA polymerase II. Lineage: Eukaryota; Metazoa; Chordata; Actinopteri; Perciformes; Bathydraconidae. Bases 1980 to 4898 code for a protein of 972 amino acids. The record is from RefSeq and is a predicted model, not a curated record.